AUUCAUCUCCAUUCCGUCAUCAACUAGGGAAAACUCCCUCAUAAAACAAGAGAAGAAAUUGAAAGAUUGCUUUCAUUGGAUCUUCUUGGCCCAAACUAAUCCGUUGAAUCCAAUUCCACCUGCAUGUUUUGUGCUCUUUCAGUUUGGCUUGAGCGAAGAUAAAUAUAAAACAUGAGGUCUAAGUUCAUACCUUCAUCUACUUCCACCCUCAUCCCUUUGUUGAAAUUGUAGGUUUCGUUAUGAAUCUUAAUUUUUUUAGGGAGCGGAAGAAAAUGGUCAAUAGGGUUGUCGUGACAUCCAUGUCGUGACAUGCAUGUCGUCCUCAAAGUUAGAUCCAUUCUUGCAUAGGUCUAUGAUAACACUGCAUUUGUACAUGUUUCCCUUUCAUUUCUCAAUCAUUUUGGCUUGGAUUUGUAUGUUCAUUGGCCUAUUUUACGCUAAGUUGUUUUUAUUUGAGAUAUUUCAGGUCCUAGAUUGUAAAUUGGAUGCUCAUGAGUGGAUUUCGGGACAAGCUGGAGACUACGAGAUAAAGUUAGCAUCACUAGGCAGAUUACCCGGCCUUGGAUCGUGAUUACCCGGACGUGUAUCUUGAAGAGGAGCUCGAGUAUAAUUACAGGAGGUAAUCCCCCGGGUGUUGAUGUAAAUCCCCGGCUGGGUGACUCGAGCAGGUCACUUAACCAUGCACUACAUUUGAAGAAUCCCCGGGGUCAGGGGAGAUAUACCUGCCCGAGGAAUAUGGCCAAGGAAUAUGUCACGAGUUGGUGUAAAAGUGAAUUUUGGGUUUUUGGCUAAGGAUCCGAUUUUCCAAGUUCCGAAACAACAAGAGAGAGCUAGAGAGCUAGAGAGAGAGAGAGAGAGAGAGAGAGAGAGAGAGAGAUAGUGACAAAGAACAAUCUUGGGAGGUGAUUGGAGUCGUCUAAGAUCAUUGGAUCUUGAUCCUUCACCCUCGGAGUGUCGAUUCGUAACCUAGAGAAGAAUUACAUCUUUCACAUGAUGUUUUCGACAUCCAGUUUUGUGUUUUCUCUACUCUCCAUGGAGUAAACUCUCUUCUCAUUUAAGUAGGAAGAACCCUAGUCGUGUAUGUUUGGAAUGAUUGUAUGAAACCAUUUUCAUGGAUGAUUGCUUAUCUUAUACUCAAUUAAGGCAUUAUUCAGAAUUGUAUGAGUCUUGAUCAAAUUCCUGUGGUUCCUGCUUUAAACGAGAAUGAUCGUCUUUGCAUAGGUUAAAUGAACAGCCUUAAUUGGAAGUAGUGAAUCGAUUGCUUUAGUCGAGAAGUCGAUUCACUACUCUAUACUGGAAUUGAAAUCUAGUGGAGGAGGUUUCGUGUGGUAGUGGGUGAGUUAGUUUAUUCCAGUGGAGGUUAGUCGCCCACGGGGUAUUCGAAUAGACAGGGUUUUGUGUGGUAGUGUGCUGGUUAGUUUAUUCCUGGGUGACCUUCUCAUACUUGAAAACACGAAACAUUUAUUUUCUUUCUUCCUGCUUUACUUACAAUCAACUUCACCCAAUUUUUACCGCUAGAUACUAGAAUUUCACCGAGUAAGCAAUAAACCUAGGAACCGCGUUUACAUUUAGAACCUAAACCACUAUAAUGCAUUCCUAGAUUGCAAUCAUACUUGGUCGUAGUUUAGUUGUGUUGGUAAAGGCGUGUCAAGUUCUUGGCGCCAUUGUCGGGGAUGGCUAGGUUAUUGAGGAAACGUGAAAAUCUAUUACUUUAGCAAUCACUUUUAUGCAUUCUCUCUCUUGCACCUAUUUUCCUUCACAAGUUGUCUUUUCAGCGUGUGUUUAAGUAGUGGAUGACCCGUAGCCAGUCAAGAGAUCUACUGCCUUUGUAUCACAAACUUGAACGGACCUGUCACUAGUUCAAGAAAGCACCGCGAGUGCGAGUGGCUGCGGAAGAGAACCUGGACAAGGUUAUUGUCACAAAAGGGUUAGCAAGCAACGAAGAAGAAGCUAUGGGUGAUCCUAAUCAUCAAAUGAGGGAUGUGAAUGGCCAAAUGCAACUAGAGGAGCAGACCAUGGGUAUUACCUGACAGCCAGGGCCGAGGACUUGAGAUUAAGUAUCCAACACCCUCAAGUUGAUGGCAACAACUUUGAUGUGAAACUUCAGUUAUUCAGAUGUUGAAGUCCUCGGUGGUUUUCAAAACACCAAAGGAGGGUUGGUUUUUGGAGCAGAAAUUGAUUUUCUCUCUAUUUAGAUCCAACACACCAAAGGGGACUUCUAGUGAGAGAGAGAGAGAGAGAGAGAGAGAGAGAGAGAGAGAGAGUUCUUGAGUGAUCUUGGAGUUUAAUUGAAGGCAUUGAUCAAGUUUGGAAGCAAGGAAUCAAGCCUAGAAGAAGAAGAUCUUGUGCUCCAAUUUCUAAUCUCUCUCUUCUCUCUAUAAAAACUUGCCCUCUUCUCUUGGGUUUAGGAACCCUAUGUCUAGGUUUUGGUUUUAUGUUGAUGUAUUUGACAAAUUCCAUGUUUGAUUGAUGAUUUUCCUUAAUUGAUGGAUGUUUUAAUGAAUGACAUGAGUUUGGUUUCCCUUUCAUGUAUUGAGGUUUUGACCUAGGAGUGAGAAAAUCUCCUUAGACCUCACUAUUGACAUCUUCGGGUUACUCCUAUCGUAUAUUGUCCGUGUAAUCCUCAAGGGAGUUGAUUCAAUCGGUCUCCUAGCAAUAUAUGAACCCCUAGGUUGAAUAGAGCACCUACCCAUCCAUCGAUUCGCCGUUUCGGGUCAAUCCCGAGGGAGUCUAUCUCGUAACGGUAGAGUAAUUGAGAUGAUCGAACUAGGAUGAUACUCAACGUCGAUCCAAAUGUCGGAACUAGGGGCUUCAUCCCAAGAGAGAUCCGAACCUUGUAAAUAGCUAGGUCAGUUAGUUUAGUCUUCUUAAUCACUAUCUUAGGUUGGCUAGAUAAGGAACCCUAAACCUGAAAUAAAGUAAGCUUAGAUCCUCGUGGUACGAUAAAUUUUAUUUCUUGAUUACCUAUGUUACACCCGGUCGUCGGUCAUACUUGGCCGUCGAUUGGGAAGUUGUAGUUAGGAAAGAGUCAAGUUUUUGGCACCGUUGCUGGGGAACCAUUAUAGGUUAUGAGAAAAAGGCUAAGCUCGUUACUUUAUCCAUUUUUUUAAGUUUUGUGUUUGUUGACUCACUCUUCGUUUUGAAGGGUGGUUUGUGUUUGUUUGAUUUUCUUUUCUUGUUUUUGUGUUGGUAGGUUGAAUCAUGGAUCCCAAUGGCUUCUACAUACUGUGGGGGUAUCCACAACCACCCGAAUGGGGGGUACCCCGGAGCUUCAUGGAACAAUCAAGAGGGUGGAACCCAUGGAACCGUGUUAUAUGACUAACCUCCCUUCCAACAAGAAUAAGCAUACCAUUGGGGAUUUCAAAAAGCUUCCCCAUAUGAAGAAAACUUCCCUCCUCAAACUUUGGAGAAAUCCAAGUUGGAGUUGGCAUUGGAGACUUUCAUGGGACAUUCCUCCAGACCAUGUGCCACUCCACAACCAGAGCCAAAGAGUAAAUUGGAGCUCAUGGUGGAGCAGUUUUCCCGAGGCACCGAUGAAGCGUGCGCGAACUUGGAUCUCCCACGACCCAAAUAGAAGUCUAAGUUGGAGCUUGCCAUGGACAUAUAAACCGUGUUUAGAAUCGAUUUUUCGAAAAGUCAAAAGUACAAAGCAUUCAUAUCCAACGCUAGAGUUUUCCUCGCCGGAAAACAGAUUGUAACUCCGUUAUUAUUACGACCCUAUCUUGUCCCGAAAGUAUCUAAUCCAACCCAACAAGUUCCAAGGAGAGUACUUAUCAGGAUUCCUGUGUGGUAUCAUAUUAAGUUGGGUUAUAGUACUUGUACACAGACUUAAACCGCGGUUCUUAAUUUACACUUUUGUUUGGUCUUAUUGGCAAAGUGUUCAGAGGUUAGACAAUUCGCUUCCUUUUCUGGGAACCCUAUUUCCUGGCCGGGCAGCUGGUGUGGUUACAUUGGAAGAUCACAUACUAUAAAAAAUUUAAGAGGGAUUUGAUUUGAUUCGAUGGUUUAUCAGAAACUUCCUUUGUCAGGAACGUUAAUGCUAAUCAAUUAACUUAAUUACCCGGGAUUCCACCAACACAUAAUUAAGGACCUAAUUAAUCAAGCACCCUUAAUUAGACACCUCAUCCUGCACCCUGGCCAGCUUAUGCUCCAUUUGAAGAUUUCCCAUAUCGAUUCCUUCAAUCUUAGUCAUGACGAAGUCCCGGCACAUGAUGCAAUAAAAGUCUACUGGUUCUAGAAUUGUGGUCUUUAUUUAAUCGGGGCUUGUUAUAGCUAUCUAGGUUUUACAGAUCGCACUUCAUCUAGCUGUGGCUUUGCGACAGCCUGGACUAUGUAGUUGCAUGUUGGUCUCUCAUUCUUUGACCAUGUGGGAGAACUGUUCAGCUAGCCCUAAAAACAAAAUUAGGAUCCCGUAUCUUUCACCAUCAGAUUAUGAAACCCAUUAAUAAUCGAUUUAUGGCCCCAUGUGGGUCAUGAGAAUGGUCUAUAAUAUUGUUACAUACUCAAUCGUGCCACCAACAUCCCGGGAGAAGCCGCACGCAGAUGGUGUAUAUAAUGGACUGUCACCAAACUGCACAAAUUACAUUUCCUUCCAUCAUUUCCCCAUCGAUCUAGCUAGCUAGUACUCGAUCUAUACUACUCUUGAAAACCCUAGAUCCAAAAAAAUGGUUGUUGCCUCAGCCAACAGCAGCUCCCUGUGGGGCAUCAAAAUUCAAGUACCGUAUCGGAAAUACAGGUCCAGCCCGCAACUAAGUUUCGGGCGAGGAGCAGGAGGAAAGGUCGUCGUCGCCCUUGCCCCGGCCCGAAACGAUGGUGAUGUGGCGAGGAAGGGUAGUGCUGCUGCUAUAGCCAGCAGUACUACCACUGCUCUACACACCGCCAUGUCACGGACCAAAACGGCCACCUCGUCGUCGUCGUUUCUGCCACCUCCGGUGACGACGUGGACGACUGCUAAUAAGAGCAAUAUUAUUGAUGGUCAUGUGGACGGCGACAAGUUGAAGCUGGACUUCCGCAGUGAUUUCGCGAGUGAGCCUGCGGGCGGCGGCGUGCUGGUGGAGAAUGGGCUGGUCUACAGGGAACGUGUCCUGGUGAAGUCGUUUGAGAUUGGUCCUGACUGGAAGCUCACCAUGGGCUCUUUGAUGAAGUAUUUUCAGGAUACGGCGCUAAGCCACACUGCGUGCAUGGGAAUAGUGGCUGAAGGUUUUGGAUGGACACCUUACAUGAGAAGCAACAACCUCUGCUGGGUCGUCACUGCUACACACGUAGUUGUCAACCGCUAUCCUUCUUGGGGCGAGGUGUUCCAGCUGGACAACUGGCUGUACGCGUCAGGGAAGAAUGGGCUGGGCAAUGAUUGGCUUAUUCGCGACGGGAAGACGGGCCAAGUCUUAGUUCGAGCCACCAACUGUUGUGUGAUGAUGAACAAAAAAACCCGGAGACUGUCGAGGUUCGUGCAGGAAGUGAGAGAUGAGUUUGCACCGCAUUUCUUAACGGUUAGCGAUUCCGUGGCGCCCCGAGACAAGCGCAAAAUACAACGGAUCACUAUUGAAUCCGCAGAUAACGUUCGCACCGGCCUAAGUCCUGGAUGGAACGACUUGGAUAUCAAUUAUCACGUGAGUAACGUCAAAUACAUCGACUGGAUUAUCGAGGGAGCCCCGCGUUGGAUCUUGGAGAGUCGGGAGCUUUGCGGGAUGACGUUGGAGUACAAGAAAGAGUGCAGAAUAGACGACGGCGGGAUUCAGUCGCUGUCCAAGAUGGUGGGGAAUUCGUUGGAGGGUGACGGCGUGGAGUUGGAGCAUUCGCUUUGCAUGGAAGAUGGAUCCGAAAUAAUGAGAGCCCGAACCAGCUGGCGCAUCAAAUCCAAUGUCAGGGCUCCUGCUCCGGCUCGAUGCCGCACCAUGUAAUUAAUAAAAUAAAAGCCCUAACUCCACGGCAUAUAAUAAUAACAACUUAUUAUAACAAAAGGGAUGAAUAUAAUUCAAAACAAAACAAGGGGAACUAGCUAGUUAGUACGUUAGUAAUGUUCAUUUAGUAAAUAUUGUUAAUAUUGUUGUGCCUUGGAUCAAGAUUUUCACUGCGUACUACUGGGGUCUUUUUUGGAAGAGAAAGACUUUGGUAUUGGGUGGGUUGUAAACUUCAAUCAAGUUUUUACUGCUGAGUCUUUCUCCAAAAAAAGAAAGGCUACAGCAUUGGGUUUUUAUUUGAAUAUACAAAUAUAGAUUUCUAUCCUAUCGAUUUCUAGAUUAAUAAAGUAUCAAUUGACACCAAUGUCGAUGGUGUUUCCCGGCGAGAAAACAUUUUUUUAGACAACAAAUUCUAAGACACGGCUCACAACUCUUCAAACAAAAUUCGAAUGAGGGUGUUUGAUUGAUGGUUUUUGGGAACGAGAUCUAAGUUAAAUUACUUCUACUCCUACGGAGGUUCAGCAAGAGCUCCAACUACGACUAAGGCUACAUUGCAUAGAAAAAGAUAAAGUUUGAUAUUGGGUGUCAAAUGGUUGGUUGUGGAACCGCUGUCUCUGUCGACCCCUCCUCCUAUUUAUAGCGAUGAAGAGGUAACCGUCGUGGAAAACUGCCUCUAGGAUAACUCCCAAAAAGAAAUCGCUCCCUGCUUCUUUGGACGUGGCUGACAUGUCUCUUGAACAUGGUAUGAGUGGCAUUUCAUCUCUCAACUUCCUAGGUACCCCCUUGAAAACCGUCGUUCUCUUGGAGUAAUUUCUUGGAGUAUAGCUUGCCUCAUUUGGUCUUGUUCCAAAUCUCGUGUCAUGCUAGUCUUUUGAUAAGCAUGUCGUGUCUCACAAAGGGGUCGUGGUCCUCUUGCCUCGUGGCCAUGGACUUCUGACUCAUGUCCAUGGCCCUCUUGGGACUUAGUCACUAGUGCCAUAAUUCUCCACCACCACACCCUUCUCAUUCGUGUCCAUGACCUCUCUCAUAAGGCGGCAUAGACCUAUCAAUCAUGCUCAUGGCCCCUCUCAUGAGGCGGCAUGUUCUUCCGAGACUUAGUAUAUUUUGGGUCGUUUAGUCUAGAUCAUGAGGCGGCACGGCCAUGGAUUUCUCAUUAAUGUUUGUGGACCUUCCCAUGACACGACAUGGCCUUCUCAUACUUAGUAUUUUUCAAUCGUGCCUAGGUCCUCUUGUCUCGCGUCCAUGCCUCUUCUCGUGAAGCGGCAUGAACCUCUCAGAUUAGUCAUUUUUUUCUCAUAUGAGAGAUAUCUCUCACGCGUCAUGGCCUCUUCCUUCUUUAGCCAUGCCAUCAUCUCUCUAGUCAAGUGACAUGCACAUCUAUGAGACAUGCAUGACCCUCUUCGUGAAGCGGCAUGUACUUCUCGUUCCAGAAUAAGUUUAUUUUUCAGUUAUUCGGUCUUGGUCGUGGGGCGGCAUGUGCUCUUCAAUUUUGAGACGGACAUGGCACUUUCGUGAGGCGACACAUACUUCUACAUUUUAUAUGGAUAUGACCCUCUUCGUUGAGGCGACAUGUCCCUCUCCAGACUUGGUGGUUUGGGCUUAAAAUCAAUAUACAUAAGGCUCAACU
Messenger RNA from Linum trigynum, 7527 nucleotides. Lineage: Eukaryota; Viridiplantae; Streptophyta; Magnoliopsida; Malpighiales; Linaceae. The record is from the annotation of a GenBank genome assembly.